This is a messenger RNA of Myxocyprinus asiaticus (Chinese sucker), 5490 nucleotides long. RefSeq names its product protein FAM135A-like. NCBI's taxonomy places the organism in Eukaryota, Metazoa, Chordata, Actinopteri, Cypriniformes, Catostomidae. The transcript is spliced from 22 exons. The coding region runs from base 408 to 4484 and encodes 1358 amino acids. The record is from RefSeq and is a predicted model, not a curated record.
UCUGGAAGUGACCGGUUUGUGUGCGCCUCCCUGAAACUCAGACUCUAAACACCCAAAACAAGUUUGGAUUAGAUUUACUGUCUGCGCCUCUUAAAGGACAGAUAUGGAUAUAUUAUUUAUAUUUUCAAUCAGUCAGACCGAUCUGAAGUUGUCAAAUCUAUCGUGAAGACGAGAAAAACUAAGCGGAUUUUCAGCGGCAUGCAGUGGAAAUAAGCAGCCGGGUGGUAGUCGGAGCGUCGAGGCGGCAUCGCUCUGAAAUCCAUCCCGCGGUCUGAGGCCUAAACUCUGGCAGCUGAUACAUGUUUGUGUUGAUCCGUUGAAAUGAGGAGAGAAGAUACUGAACCGAGUCAGGACGGUUUUGCUGCAAAUCGUUUGAGACAGGCCCCACUCCAGCCCUGAAUCCCAGCAUGACGGAGGUCCAGGCCACGGUGGAGUUCUCUGUGGAGCUCCACAAGUUUUACAAUGUGGAUCUCUUCCAAAGAGGGUUUUAUCAGAUCCGAGCCAGUAUGAAAGUGCUGCCACGGGUCCCACAGAGGAUGGAAGCUAGUCUGCUGCAUCCCACAGGUUCAGAUCUGGCUUUCCCAGCGUCAGUUCAAGAUGAUGUGAUCUGCAGCAAAACCUUUCAGAUCCUUUACAAAAACGAGGAGAUUGUGGUCAACGAUGCCCUCGUAUUCAAAGUGAUGAUGCUGCUAGACGCAAAUAAGGUGGAGGAGUCCUUAAAUGAAAUGGACUUUCAGCUGUCUUUGGACCUGUUCUUCACUGAUGGUGACUUUUCGACUGAGGACCCCAGUUCUCUCCAGAGCAUUAGCAGUCGAACACUACGUUUGCACUUUAGCCUCCACGGAGGCAUCCACCAGCACGUCAACGUCAUGUUUGACUACUUCCAUCUGUCUGUCAUCUCUGCCACUAUCCACGCCUCGCUGGUGGCGCUGCAUCAACCUCUAAUCAGUUUUCCACGGUCUGUGAAAAGCACCUGGCUGAACCGUAAUGCUCCGACACAGACCAAAGACUCUCUCAUCCCCACACUGGAGUCUGUGGUGUUCGGCAGCAGCUACGUCAAACAGCUGUCCCCAGAUGGAAAAACCUUCCUGGUAUCGGAUCAGUGCCUACAGCAUGCCAUCAGCCUGCACCAGACCAUGUGUGCCAGCCUCCUGCGGGCAUAUCAGGGCCUGUUCUGCUACUUAACCACCUUAACCAAGAACCUGCCCUCCUCUCAACUUAUGGAGCUAGCCAAGCCCAGAAUGCAGGUCCUUUAUGAACGAGUUCUCAGAAGACCUUACCCUCCAGGCCAGAGGCACGUCUACAUAGAAGAACUUGAUGUGGAGGCACGACUUAAUGAGCUUUGUGAACAAGUCAAGCAGAGGGAAGAGAGCCCAGAUGAGCUGGCUGAACUGGUGAACAUGAACUUGGCACAGCUGUGCUCUCUCCUCAUGGCACUGUGGGGGAAUUUCCUGGAAAUGGUGUCGCUUAAUGAGCGUGUCUCUGCACUGCUGGCCCAGGAGCACCACACACUGCGGGUGCGAAGAUUUGCCGAAGCUUUCUUUUGUCUUGAACACCCCAGACAGAGCGCACUGGCCUACCAGGAACAGCAUGCUCACAGUCACCAACAGAUGACCACAGCUAUCAAAAACUCUUCUUAUUUCCUGUCCUUACCACCUCUUCCUGUUGAAUGUGCUGACCUUGAUGGGGAUGUGAACUCCCUUCCAAUCAUCUUUGAGGAUCGAUAUCUAGAGUCCAUUACUGAAGAUUGUGAUGGUCCAUGGCUUGGUCUCCACAAUACUAGGAGUGGCUCUGUCUCCACUAAAGUAGACAAGUCCAACUCAAAAGACUUCAUUGCUAGUGGGGAAGGAGCCCUCGGUCCAUACCCAAAUAAGCAGCUAGCUGCUCUUGCCACUGCUUGGCCUGAACAAAAUGAGCCUCCCCUCAAAUCCAAAGCCAAAUCCAUUAAACUAAGGAAGAAUUCCAAGACCGAAAAUCCCAAGAAGCUGACCAGGCAGGGCUCUAAAGACUCUGUGGUCCUCACAGGCUUCAAGAACUUGAAGGUUCCUCAAAGCGAACCAACCACCAAGUCCAAAGAGGUUGACACUCAAUGCAAUCAGAAAGAAGAGGUAGAUGAUGCAGGCCUAUCUGCUGACCCCAGUGGUAGACCGGGAUACAAGUGCGUGCUCCUGAAUGAAACUAUAAGCACCCAUUUUGCUCACAAUGCUAAAGACUGCACCACAAGCGACAGCUUUUCUAAUCUUUUGAGUUUGCAAGCUCAGGCGAGACCCCAGGCAGGUCCUGGAGUAGAAGCCACACAGAGCGCAGCUGUGCACAGAGUUGAUUCGACACAUCCGCCUUCUGGGCUUAGACAUAUCGACGUCAAGCCGAGUGACAAGGACCCCUACCAGGGCGACAAGGUCACCAUUCUUCUACCAUACCACACAAAUCCGACCCCCAAUAGGGAUGUUCCAGAGAUCACACAGACUGAUUUCUCUGAGUUCAAGAGUCGAGUUGGGGAUGGUGCCACCGUCAUUGGUGCUGUUGGAGGUUGUGCGGCCGCUUUGAGGAGUGACUGUGUUCCUCCCGUUUCCUCCCGUCUUUCAGACUCAGGAAUAGAGAGCGAGUCUAGCUCUGCACAACUAGUCCCAGUUUCUCCAUCUCCUUUAUCCCCUACUGGGCUUGAGCCGUCUUCUGAGCAGGUUCAACAAAAUACCCACCAGAGACCCGGUUUGCUCAGCCCUGCCUCCAGAGGAACCGCUGCAUUGGAGGCUCUCAAUCCAGAGAGCACCAGUGGUGUCAGCGGCGUACAGUCUUCCCUCACCUCCAUCAACUCGCUCCCCUCGGACGAUGAGGUGGAGACGGAGAAUGUUAGUAGGAAGUCCAGCAUCCUGGUGCAGGAACAGAGCCUAAUUUUUUCUGGAGAAUUUCAGAGCCUCCCAUUAUCCAGCUCUAGAGUAUUAGCUCAGCAAAGACCCUCCGUUGGUCACGGAGAUGGGCUGGGGUCUCACAAUGAGGACCUUGCUCUCCAGUUCCGCUAUGAAACCUUAGCUCCAGACAAGCAGACGGGAUCUGCUGAGAGCGAUCUUCCAGGUGGAGGUGGUCCAUGUAGUGAGCCACAGACUGCUGCCCAGUCUAGUACAUCAGCCACCAGCAGCACUGAUCUUGUGAAGAAAGGCUUUGUGGAGAACUACUUUGGCUCACGCUCCAGCACUGACGUUUCCGAGAUCAGCCCACUAGAGACUGCUGCCGUAACGCUGGGAAUCCAGACUUGCUCCAAUGCUAAUGAUGAAGAUGAUGAAGAGGAGCAGCAGGAACAUGAGAUGAUUGAGAACGGUUACUAUGAGGAGACAGAUGGGCCUGUUUAUGUUAAUGGACUUCCAGGGGAAGAAGAGAGUUGUGGGGAUGGGGGAGCAGAGGGGAGGAGCCUUUUUUAUGAAAACUUGGGAUUGGAACAGCUUCAGAAAACAUACAUUGCCUCUGCCGGCCUGCAGACACGGCCUGCUGGACCAGCACCGACCAGCAAUGAUGUGAUCUGGUACAAGAGCGCCCCCACUGCUCAGAUGAAAGUGUUUGUGCAAGCAAAAGAGGAGUUGAAGCAACUGAAGUUGCCAGGCUUCAUGUACAGUGAGGUGACAGAUUUGGCAUCCACUGUACCUUAUUUCAGUAUGGAUGAGGAUGAAAGCUGUGAUGAGGGCAUACACCUCAUUGUAUGUGUACACGGCCUAGAUGGUAAUAGUGCAGAUCUGCGGCUGGUGAAGACUUAUCUGGAGCUCGGUUUACCUGGGGCACGCAUAGACUUUCUAAUGUCAGAGCGCAACCAGAAUGACACAUUUGCAGAUUUUGAGUCGAUGACUGACAGACUUUUGGAUGAAAUAGUGCAGUACAUACAACUCUACAAUCUAACAGUUUCCAAGAUAAGUUUUGUGGGUCAUUCUCUGGGAAAUCUGAUUGUGCGCUCAGUGUUGACGAGGCCCAGGUUUAAGUGUUAUCUCAGCAGACUGCACACGUUUCUGUCUCUGUCUGGACCCCAUCUUGGCACGCUGUACAACAGCUCAGCCCUCGUCAAUACUGGGUUGUGGUUUAUGCAGAAGUGGAAAAAAUCUGGCUCUCUCCUGCAGCUGACCUGUCGAGACCACUCGGACCCACGCCAGACUUUCCUCUAUAAGCUGAGCAAGAAAGCAGGUCUUCAGUUCUUUAAGAAUGUGGUGCUGGUGGGAUCUCUGCAGGAUCGAUAUGUGCCCUAUCACUCUGCUCGAAUUGAGAUGUGCAAAACAGCCUUAAAAGACAAACAGACUGGCCCAGUGUAUGCUGAGAUGAUUGAGAAUCUUCUACUCCCUGUGCUUCAGAACAAAGACUGUAACUUGGUGCGUUACGACGUCAUCCAUGCGCUGCCCAACACCGCCAACUCUCUAAUUGGCCGGGCAGCCCACAUCGCUGUCCUGGACUCUGAGAUUUUCCUGGAAAAGUUCUUCCUGGUGGCAGGACUCAAGUUUUUUCAGUAGCCUGCUAGAUCAGAAGAAUCCGGAGCGAAUACCUCACUGCAAAUGGAUUUUUGCCAAGUGUUUUUCUGAUUUAUUUUUUAAGUAUGCUCUUGGAGGUAAAGAAAAAUAUAUCAGUAUUAUUUUUUUUAUGAUUUUGUUUCUAUUUAGUCUGUUGUAAAUGGGGAAUUUAUCAUUUUUAUUUUUCUACUACCAUUCUUUUUUUUUAAGGUCAAUUUUAAUGUUUUAUUCAUUAUUAAGAAUAUCAAGCCUCCUUGUGGUAUUUUUUUCCAGUGUUAUUUAUGUAUGAAAUUAAUUUUUACCAUUUUUGUUUUAACAGUUCAUUCUAGUAAACUCUCUUAUGCUGAACUGGAAAUGUAGCUGCUAAAAAAAAAAAGAAUGAAAUAUUUAUUGGGGGUGGAGAUCCAGGUCUUCAUGGUGAAAGCAUGUUCACUUGAACAUUCUGGUAUCUACAGCUGGCUUGCAUACAUUUUUCUAUCAAGAAAUUGCCAUUUGACUACACAUUUUUUUACUACAAUCCUUUUUUUAUUGCAAUGUCAAAGGCUUCCUGAACAUGGACGAACAUGUGAUUGUAGCUGAAACGAAGCAGCCUUGGACCGUUUGUUGGUUUUAUAUGAUGUCUCUGGUGCCCAUUGCAUUAUCAUACACAAUCUUAACCCAGCCUGGAGUUGGGCAGAGAACACAGCUUGGCAUGUUAGCAUUUUAAUUUUAUUAAAGGGGAUACAGGUAACUAAUUAACUGGGGAUGGGUGUGGGCUAGACGGUUAGUCAGUUUAUACAGCACAACAAAAUCUGAUCACAUGGUUUUGGGAAAGUAUUUAUGUUUGGUUUCCUAUGGAGGACUUCAGUAACAGUUGUGUGCGAAAACAAUUUAAAUAAAACAUUGAAUUUAGCUUGUUUUUGUUAAAAUGGUUUUGUAUCAUGGACUCCACAUUUAAUUAAAUGUAUUCGCAAUAAAUACAUUUGUGUCAUGUUUAAUAAAAAUAAAAAAAUCUUGUGGAUAAAGGCUA